CUUAUUUGAAUAUUAUAAAUAAAAUUAAAUAAAUCAUUGGACGUGAAAUAAUUUGGAAUGUCUGUGGUGAAAUCUUGCCCUGGCUUGUAUUGUGGGCGGACUGAUCUAGGCAAUGGUGUCUGGAGUGAAUGUGGUGCUUGCCCCCGAGGGUUUCGUACAAAUGACUCAAGUUACUGUACUCCAUGUACGGAAGAACCCUCCCUUUACGACUGGCAGUAUCUAGGAUUCAUGGUUCUUCUACCUUUGGUGUUGCACUGGUUCUUUAUUGAUAUGGUAGCGAUCGGAAAAAGUAAAUCUGGAGUAAUAGCUCAGCAUAUCUGUGCAUUUACUGAGGUAGUAACGGGAACCCUAGCAGCAUUGCUAGUAUUACCUCCGACAGGUUCAAUAGCUUUGUUUGUGUGCACUCCUAAAGCUCUGUCUGAUUGGUACACUCUUCUGCACAACCCACAACCUGAUUAUAAGGAAACAUUGCAUUGUACACAAGAAGCAGUUUAUCCUUUGUACACAAUAGUUUUAUUGAUAUAUGCAUUCAGUUUAUUAAUGACAAUACUAUUGAGGCCAUGGAUUUUAACUUGGUACACUUUGAAUCCAGGAAAGAAAGCUAUUUAUUGUGCUUUAUAUUUUUACCCAAUACUUGUUCUCAUACACACAGUUGCUGCUGGUUUAAUAUAUUGUUCCUUCCCUUACAUAGUGAUUAUAAUUUCUAUGAUGACAUCUGCGUCUCACUUCUCUAUCAAGCUUGACCAAUCAGCACCAGCAUUAUUAAAGUCAUCAAUUUCCAAUACUAGAAAUCUUGUCAUAUUAAUCGGACACUGGCUGGUACAUGCAUAUGGUAUAUUAUCUCUGACCGGUUUCAAGGAAUUAUGGUAUUUAUCUCUCGUACCAGCACCAGCUUUAUUUUAUAUCCUAACAGCUCAGUUCACGGACCCUAUGAAGUUACACAAUGAUUGACAGAUACAGUGCUCAUAUGUGAAGCCAAUAUUGAACUGACAUAUUAUAGUAUUCAAUAUUUUACACAGCUCAUGGUCACCGCACUGCGCAGAUAAAAAUUGUAUUUUACACAGCAACUUGUGUGAUGUACUAAGCCACUAAGAUAUUUGAUCUAUAUGGGAUAUCUUCUCGCUCACAGAGAUUUCCCUAAUCCGAGUUUCUUGCUUAUCAAGGUUGUCUGUCAGGACUAUACUCUCGAUAGUCCAGGUUCAACUAUGGUUUAUAAACCAUAUAAACCGCAGUUGGUAACAAUUGUGCACUUCUGCCCAAUAUGCUUAUGUAUACUGAUGCUUGUUUUCUGGUUAUUACACAGAAAUGAAAUAU
Papilio machaon (common yellow swallowtail) is the source of this 1314-nucleotide messenger RNA. RefSeq names its product JNK1/MAPK8-associated membrane protein. The coding region runs from base 58 to 951 and encodes 297 amino acids. Gene Ontology annotation, biological process: response to unfolded protein. The record is from RefSeq and is a predicted model, not a curated record. The transcript has 4 exons. Gene Ontology annotation, molecular function: ubiquitin protein ligase binding. Gene Ontology annotation, cellular component: membrane. Lineage: Eukaryota; Metazoa; Arthropoda; Insecta; Lepidoptera; Papilionidae.